CGAUACGCCCAGCGUAAUUAGAAGGUGAACAUGGACUGGCUAAAGAAGAAGAAGGAAGCAGCGCAGCAAGCGGCAGCCAAAAUCUCCAACAAACGCACGGCCUUCCGCGGAGAGGGAAACGUGCUGGGAGGUGGCGACGCGCCCGCUGCUGCUGCUCCAGCGCCCGACGUAUCCCGACGCCCGUCCAUCAAGCUGCCUUUCGCCAGCCACAAACCUCCCGCUCUCUCCGCCGAGGAACAGCAGAAGCGGCGCGAGCUGCAGGCCAAGGCGCUGGAGCAGCGAGGCAACGCGUGGGAGAAGCGUGUAGCCAACGGGCGCAAGGCGCGACUGCAGGAGGAAGAGGAGCUCGAGAGUAAAUUCCAGUACGCAGAGCCUGCAUCUUUGACUGCAGAAGCGGCACCGUCAGGGCCGCCUCCCGUGCUGCUUUCCAAUGAACAAGUGAAGGCGCGUGAGCUGCAGAGUGCACACCAGCAGAUGGGGUUCAACCCAUACGCAGCCACCUUCUCGUCCUCUACGCAGGCAGUUUCUGCCAUAAACGGAAUUGGAGCAGAAGCUAUAGCUCCUCCGCCUGCACCGAGUGGCGAUACAAUAUCACCGCCGGCUCCGUUCCCAGCUAUUCCUCAAGUAGCGGCACCUGAUGGUGUGCUGACCAACUCGGACGUUGCAGAGAAUGGUGCUGUGUACGUUCUGUUGCGACAAGACCCGCCACGCGCUAUCACGGCGGCGGAAACGCUGAUAAAGAUGCUGGCGAAUGUCUUGAAGAAUCCGCAGGAGGAAAAAUUCCGCAAGAUCCGACUGUCGAACGCCGCCAUCCAGUCCAAGCUGACGUCAGUGCCCGGAGCUGUGGGUAUAUUGGCAGAAGCCGGGUUCUCGAGGGUCGAGCUAGAAGGUGAAGUCUAUUUAAUGCUGAUUGCAGACGCGUUCCAGGCUGAGCGAGUGCAUUCCGCCCUUGAUCGCACAGAAGUGGCGCUGAUUCAGCUUCAGCACGAUUCAGCGUAGGUCUGUUAGACGCAGCGGUAUCUGACGAGCUCAAUAUGAUGCAAGCUGCAGUUGUAA
Molecule: messenger RNA, 1056 nt
Organism: Phytophthora infestans T30-4
Lineage: Eukaryota; Oomycota; Peronosporomycetes; Peronosporales; Peronosporaceae
Exons: 4
Coding region: 31-999 (322 amino acids)
Source: RefSeq, a predicted model, not a curated record